This is a messenger RNA of Daphnia carinata, 596 nucleotides long. RefSeq names its product cuticle protein 18.7-like. Bases 115 to 486 code for a protein of 123 amino acids. The transcript has 3 exons. NCBI's taxonomy places the organism in Eukaryota, Metazoa, Arthropoda, Branchiopoda, Diplostraca, Daphniidae. The record is from RefSeq and is a predicted model, not a curated record.
CCUUUUGAUUCCUUGACAGUUUCAGUGGUAUAUAAACCUCACAAAAACUGUAGUUGAAAUUACCAGUCAACCGACUUGUUCUUCAGCAGCUUCGCAUUCAUUUAGCGAGUCGACAUGAAUUCCUUUGUCGCAAUCUUAUUGCUUGCCUGCACUGUCUACGGAAGUCCCAUUCUUGAGACACCCGAAGUCGCCGCUGCUCGUGCUGCCCAUAAUGCUGCUCACGCCCAAGCCCGCGCCCUGAACGCUCUGCCUCCCGCAGCAAGCCCCGUUUAUCUGGAACAGGCCGUCCAAGACACCCCGGACGUCUGGGCUGCCAAAGCUGAGCACUACAGGGCUUAUGCUACCGCAGCUGCAGCCAAUGGAGUAGUCGCCUCUUUGCCAUCUCUUCAGCCUUACUAUUUGCAACCGAUUCCUGACACUCCCGAAGUCUGGGCCGCCAAGCAGGAGCAUUUCCGCGCUCACGCUGCUGCCCGUCGCGGAUAUUAAAUUUUGAUUCACGAUAUAUCCAUUGGGUAAACAAAUUACGUCGCAGGCAAGACAUUUCAAUGUACACAUUUGGAGGGGAUACGGAAAUAAACUUUAGUUUCUUAAAAAAA